Messenger RNA from Ostrea edulis (European flat oyster), 5701 nucleotides. Its product is annotated as proto-oncogene tyrosine-protein kinase receptor Ret-like. Gene Ontology annotation, cellular component: plasma membrane; signaling receptor complex; axon. Bases 837 to 4265 code for a protein of 1142 amino acids. Gene Ontology annotation, molecular function: transmembrane receptor protein tyrosine kinase activity; calcium ion binding; ATP binding. The record is from RefSeq and is a predicted model, not a curated record. NCBI's taxonomy places the organism in Eukaryota, Metazoa, Mollusca, Bivalvia, Ostreida, Ostreidae. Gene Ontology annotation, biological process: homophilic cell-cell adhesion; cell surface receptor protein tyrosine kinase signaling pathway; protein phosphorylation. The transcript has 21 exons.
AUAUUAGAAAUUAGCUGCAAACCUAUAGCACACUGUAGGAGCGGAGUGGUCCCAAUGCUAAUAUUCUCCGAUAAAAACUGGCGAUAGUAAUUCAUUAUUUGCAAUAGUGGGUGGAAUUAAAACAGAACUAUUUGUUCGAUUUUAGUGUUUAUGAUAUUAAAAGAAAGCAUGGUUUGAAGAGUGUGAACCCGAAAACUGUUCUCCCUCUCUCCCUCUUCGAGUAACCGAUUCGUUCGUUGACAAUAAUCUUUUUAUUUAUUUUUACACUUGGCAAGAUAUAUUGAUUAAAUUCGGAUCGAAAGACUCCAGAAGAUUUCAACGAGUUGCUAGAUCUCCAACUUUCAAAGUGUACAACGGGUCCUUCCGUAGUCUUGACUCUUUGGGAAAAAAAAUAUUUUCCAUAUAGUUUAGGCAGUGUCAGCUUCUUAUUUGAGACUCUACCAGACUCUAAGACAAUUACAUUCUCAGACUGGAAUUAUUUCAAAGUGGAGCGUAAGAGAAUCUGCUUAGGACGGCUGUCUUAGGGGACAAGCUUUUAUGACUUGUUUGGAUUUAUAUGUAUUUUUAUGCCCGCUUUGUGAACUCCGCUGAAUGAUAUCUGUGUACUGAGAACUAAUUGCAAAAACUUUUCCCGAGAUAUCCAAGGAUUGUUGUUUAUUUUAAAAAAGAUAGCAAACUGGAAGUGGAAUCUCGAAAAUUGUCAAACGGUUAAUUAUUACACAAGGAAACGAAUUAGGAAAACUAUUCAAACUUGAGUUACUCUUUUACUGAAUAAGGAUGUACAGAUUAUUUUAUGCGAACAAAUACCUAAUUGUGUGAGGGGAACCACAGGCCAAAUGGUUUUAAACGUUUUCUUUACCGUUCAGCUAUGGCUAUUUCUUCUUCAUUUAAGGGGUAUCAACACCUUGUAUUUCACCCAGCUGUCCUACAGAUUUAGCCCAGCAAACUCCGUCAUUGGGCGGAUCAUAGCAUUGCCUAACGCCACAUCACCGACAGAAUGUAAAUCUGGUUCUCUAAGAUACAGCAUACAUGGUGUCAGUGAUGCAUCAGUCACAGUACUUAUAGACCAAACGGGAUGGAUUCGAACCGCAUCCCCGAGCAGAGACAAGGAAGACUUCCGCUUUACUGUUCGCGUAGAAUGUGGUUCAGGAUUUCGAGUGGAAUACGCUGACGUCACAGUGAAUGUAGGAAACGACGGAGACUGUGAUUUUAAACAACAGUCGUCUGUGGAGAGAGCUCGUUUACAAAGAACCGCUAAAUAUUUCUGUUUUCAAAGAGAACCCAUCAAUAUAUUUGUUGAAGAGAGAAAUAAAAAUAACAUUGUAGGCCAUUUAUCGAAAUGUCUUCAAAAUGUGUCUGGGAAUGCAGUAAAAAGGACGUAUUACACCAUUUCAGAUGCAUUUAAAAUUGAUGAAGUUACAUCAGAAAUUCGACUGAUUCGCGAGCUGGACAGGGAGCAAGACACCAACCUGAUUUCAGUGGACAUCACAUGUGACAUCGACUUUGUUCAAAUGGAAAUGAAUUUUGUGAACACGGCGACGGUGCGCUUACAUGUUUUAGACGUUAACGACAACCCGCCCAUGUUUCAUGACACUAUGACGAAGGAAAUUAACGCGGGGAACUCCCGGGAAGUCGAAGAAGUGAUUGUGGACAAGGAUACCAGCGACUUUUCUAGGCAUGAUAUACGGGUCCUGGAAGGACAGCAAUACUGCCACCCACUUCCGGUUAAGUGCUUUGAAGUGAAACCUGACAACAGUGUCUGUAACUGUCCGCACACCGUCUGUAGAUUAAAAGUAAACAUCACUCGACCAGAAAACAUUGACCAAGGCAAUGACCUUUAUUGUAAAGUUCAAGUUAAUGACCCGACAAUGAUACCUUCGCCAGACUUCAAGGCCGACGGGGCCCUUCUGACCAUUGUAAUUCCGUCAGAAAAAUCUAGAAGGCCAGUCCAAGAAUCUCCAGUCAUCUUUUACACCAAGAUCUCAAGAAUGGCAUCUAGAUAUGCUAAGGUAUAUGAUUUUCCAAACCAGAAGAGCGACGCCUUUGCUUUAUCCAGAGAGUCCAGCCGCGCUUUCCACGUCACGUUUUCUUCUGGGAUAGUGUAUGUUGAUGACGUCACAAUACUACGCAAAUUAAACUCGCAAGUGAACUUGACGAUUAAUCAUGCCCCACAUACUAUCACACUUGUUGUGAAUAUAGAAGGGCCUCUACGUCCUAUCGAUGACAACCAAUGCAAUGUAACUUGUGCAAGCUACAUGGAAGCUACUUCGUGUAACUCGGGCUGUGGCCUCGGUUCCGUAAAUGGAAGGUGUCGCUGGCGAUCUGGAGACGAAAGGAGCUAUUCCCGAAAUUUCUCCACGUGUGUAUCGGACUUAUCCACCUGUACCGACCACGUGUGUGAUGAAAGAGAAAUUUUGAACAUCCUCCUCUGUCCUCAAGACUGCACAAGAACCACGAUAAGAGGAGAAGGUAAUUUGAAUGGUAAAUACACUCCUCCUCGUGGCAUUGACUCUGGGACAAGUCCUUGUUGGUGUGAUUACGCUGGGGAGUGCUCGUGUUUUAGACCCUCAUCAUUCCAGAAUGUCCCCACAUCCCACAUAACAUCAAGGGUCGAGCCAAAACGACCAAUCAGGAAAAACAGCAUUGAAACUAGUCCAGAAAAACCAGACUUCUCAGACUAUCCUUUUAAACCAAAAGUCUCAUCUUCCACAGCACAGUCACAAAGAGACUCGGAUAUCGGGUGUGACUGGCACUGCCGCACCACCAUUGCUGCCGUCACGGGAUGUGUAGGAGCCAUUGUCUGCGUCAUCAUCCUUACAUGGCGGCUGAGAAGGCUCCAUUGUCAAAAAGGUCAACCCCUGAAACACGUGGGUAGUUCUGCAUCUAUUUCCGGCGUCCCUUCGGAAUAUCAUGAGGAUUAUCGGAGUCCACAUAGAUCCCCACAAUGGUCCCCAAAACGAUCACUAGGAUACAAUGUGACAAGGGAGGAUUGCAAGUGGGAAUUUCCUCGCGAUAAAUUGAUGCUAGACGAGACCAUUGGGGAAGGAGAGUUUGGACGGGUUGUGAAGGCGAAGGCCUACGGAAUGGAUGUUCGAGAGGGCUAUAAAUGUGUUGCUGUCAAGAUGCUGAAAAAUUGUGAUUCCAGCGGAGAACUGCAGGAUUUAUUGUCAGAAUAUAACCUACUGAAGGACAUUGACCACCCUAACGUUAUAAAACUCCUGGGAGCCUGCACCAGAAACGGUCCAUUCUACGUGAUAGUAGAGUACUGUGAACAUGGCUCGCUCCUGCAGUAUCUCAGAAAUUCGAGACUGGAGGAGAACGGUUACAUAAACCAUAGGAGUAGGCGUUACUUCAUGUCUCAGUCGGAGAGCGGAGAUUCUACAGAACCGCAGCUAUUGAAUAUCAGAGAUCUGCUGUCGUUUGCAUGGCAAAUUUCGAAAGGAAUGCAAUAUCUCAGUGAAAUAAAGCUUGUACACCGAGAUUUAGCUGCUAGAAACGUCUUAGUUGGUACAGGAAAAGUCUUAAAGAUAUCUGAUUUUGGUCUUACCAGAGAUGUGUAUGAAGCCGAUACCUAUCUCAAAAGAAGUAAAGGAAGGAUUCCCGUCAAAUGGCUGGCACCAGAAUCCCUAUAUGCCCAAGUGUAUACCACUCAGAGUGACGUGUGGUCGUUUGGCAUUGUUUUAUGGGAAAUCGUCACAUUAGGUGCUCCACCCUACCCAGGCAUUCCACCAGAGAGAUUAUACAGCCUACUGAUAGCAGGGUAUCGAAUGGAUCGGCCAGACGGGUGUUCUGAUGAAUUGUAUGCAGUGAUGCAGAAAUGUUGGAAAGCAGAUCCUACUGAACGACCAAUCUUUGCAAAUUUAACUGCCAUAUUUGACGGAAUGCUUCAGCAGAGAACUGAGUACUUGGAGCUUACUGGAGGUUUCGAAAACGUUGAUACAGAUCUUUUUGACAGAUGCCCGGAUGCAAAUGAACACAGACGAGAAGGAAAUAUUUCAACGGAAAGAAAAGAACCUCGACUGUCGGUAAAAGACGAUAGUGGAUACGGGGAUCCGUAUUUGACCCCGGCAUCGCGGAGUGAUAUGACACUGGAAAGAUGCACUGUGCAGCAAUGUGAAUCUAGUCAUGAGAGUGGUGUUCAAACUGAUGGAGAAAAUGUAGCUUUACUGUUAGAAUGCCGAACGGCUGUAUUCUCAAAUUCAAUAGAAAGCGAGGAUGAGGAUGACAAUGUUAUCCUGAAACAACCGUUCGAAGUUGUGGCGUAGUGUGCAAAAUGUCUCCGAUUUGACCUCUCUGACACCGGAGUUAUUUGGUUUGGGUAAUUCGUAUCAAUGCAGGAUACAAAUAUCGUGUGCUUCAGUAAAAAAAAAAAAACCCACCCCCAUUCACCAUUCACUGAUGGUGAGCUACGGUACAUGAAGCUGGCCAUGGUGUAUAAAAAUAUCAUGCGACAUUGUUUUUAAUUUUCGUUACCUUAUUUUAAGUAUUCACUACACUCAACAACAGUGAAAAUAAUACAGCGGUAUGUCUGGAAAGAAUGCUCUCCCUUUCUCACAUCGCUUUGCUGGUACGAUAUCUAUAUAUUGUUUAGUGCAUCUUUCAUGCUUUGACAAAUUUUUGACAGAAUUCCUUUAGUGGAUUCAAAUAUUUUCAGUGAUACUGUUAACGUUUAUUUACCUUUUCCUAUAGCAUGAAUAUGUCAUGUAUAUUUGAAAGGGUAUUGAUUUAUUUCCCAAUACAUGACUUAUAAACAGCACAUGGAUGAUUUGAUAUCUACGAAGUAUACCGACAACUAAACCCUGGUCAGGGCAUCUAAAGUGAUAAUUUAAGCUAAGAUAUAUUCCUUCCUUUACAACCAUUGAUCUAUAUACUUGUAAUUAAUAUUGUCUUUUGAGAAAAUUAAUCGAUGGUAAAUGAAUAUUGACCGGGCAUCCAUUACUGGAAUUUUAGUCCCAAACUCUCAGGGGGCCCUUAGCUUACUCGAGUAGUUACAUGUAGAGAUGUUUUAGACGAUAAAACAUGUUUUUGUCAUCUUUACAACCAUUGCUAGAAAUGAUAUCAUUAUUAUUUGUUCUGGAGUGGACCAGAUUUGAUUUGUGAUGAUUGUGGAAAAAGAGAAAAAUGAUAUAAAAUUCUAUCAUGGAUCUUUAUAACGGUUAAUGUUUGCAAGGAAAAGUGGCGUUACAAAAGCAUCUCCAUCUUGAAAGAUAGGUAAAUUGUAGAUGACUUUCGUACCUUUGUAUCUGGCUUUGAAUGUCAAACUGAGGAUAAAACUAUCAUACAAUGCCUGAGCUGGUCAUUAAUUUUUGCUUUAUUCUUCUGAUGAAACGACAGAUUUCAUUGUCGAACGCAUUUACUUUGAUUAUUAAACACUGACGAAAAAUUUCCAAACAUACUGGUAUUUUCAUGUACGAGCCCUCGUAUAUUUAAGCUGUUGGAGCCUGUGACAUGACGGCGGUUCUGACAAUUUAUGAAUAUCAAAAACCCACAAAAUUUAAAGUCUUGAUAAAGGCCAUGAAACGGAAAAAUACAUGUAUUUCGGAUUAACUUUCAAUGACCUGAAUUCAAGACCAAGAUUUGAUUCCGAUAUAUUGAAUUUUCUUUUAAUAUAGAGAAUAAAAUCACACGAUGCUACUUGAUAUUGAUGUAUGUGUAUUCUGUCUUCAAGUCAUUUUCAUUAAAUAUCUUGUUAUCACCUUUA